AUGGAGCUGCUGGUGCUGGGCGGGUCUCUGGCCGCCUUCCGGCUGCUCAACGCCGCGCUGGAGCGCCUCGUGCCGCCGCCGCCGCCCGCGCAGCGCAACCGCUGGAAGUGGCGCAACAUCUGCACCUCCUUCGUCCACAGCCUGCUCAGCGGCGGCGGGGCGCUGCUCGGGUUCUACCUCCACCCGCAGAUGGCCGAAGACCUCAUCGACACGCACUUGCCCGGGGCGCACCGCCUGCUGGGCGUCUCCGUGGGAUAUUUCCUCCAGGACUUCAUUGAUAUGAUGUGCAACCAAAAGUUGUGCGAGUGCUGGGAACUACUGUGCCAUCACUCUGUGGUGAUCGUCUGUUUCAGCAUUGCCUUCCUGAUCCACCGCUUUGUCGGCUUUGCUACGGUGGCUCUGCUGGUGGAAAUCAACUCGGUCUUCCUGCACCUGCGAACAAUCCUGCGUAUGGCGGGCUUGUCGCACACGUCUUACUACCGUGUCACCAGUCUGGUUAACUUGGGCACCUAUAUGGUGUUUCGCAUCAGCACCCUCGCCUGGAUGACCCGCUGGUUGGUUCUCAACCGGGAGAGCAUCCCUGCAGCCACCUAUGUGGUGAGCGCAGUGGGCCUGGCCAUCAUAACUCCUAUGAACAUUGUACUGUUCUAUCGCCUGCUGCGCAAUGACUACCUGAGGUCCAGUCAGCAUGACAAGAGGCAGUAAUGCUACUUGGUUCCCUCUAAGAACUGGCUGAAGGCCAGGGAGAGAAAAAAAGAGAGGAGGGCUGCAGGAAUGAGAAGGGUCUUCCAGGUUGCAACUGCCUUUAGCCUCUCCGGCUGGAUUAUGAACAAGCAGGAGCUGCCUCAAGUCAGGGAAAAGGCACACAGAUGCUUCCAGAGAUCCUUUGAGGAUGUGCCUGUGCAUACUGGUUGCAGGUCUGUGCAGCUCUAAAGGAAGGGACCUGAGCAUGGUGGGCACGCUGAGGGGGAAAGGGUGUGAUGUGGUGUCCCCCACAAUGAGGGUGCUUAUUGAAAUGACUUUGCCCUGUGCAACUGUGUUUUGACCUUUGCUUCCAGCACUGCCCCCCUCCCUGCCACUGCUCCAGGCAGUGUGGACUUCCCCGAGCAAGGUGAGUGCUUCUUUAGCAGGAGUUCUACCAGGCCAGUUCCAACACCAGACUGUGCGCUUGUGCUGGUACCUUGGAUUCUGGAAAGACCACAGAAGCCCUGAACAGGUGGAAGGUAGCCAGGACUUCACUUUCCUUCCUUAUCCUUCUUGCCUGUUCUUCAACAAUCUCUCCUGACUUAUGUAUUAUAGUCCCUUCUGUAGAGUCUGAAUAUGGGACUGUCCCUGUCUGUAUCGGAGGGGGCAGCUUUUAUGCGCUCUGCCCUUUUCUUGCUGUACCGUGCCAUGCCAUUCCACUCAGCCUCUUGGUAACUGACGUUCUCUGGGAUGCAGUUCUCCCAGAAUCGGCACAAAAGUCUUUUGGCUAGAAUGGGGGUGGGGGAGCUUCUUUGAAGGGCUUGCUCAGGUGCAGUAAGCUCUUAGAAGCCCCCUCUCAUCCCAUGAAGAAUGUAAGGGGACCAGCUCACACUUGGACCCUUGGAGGUUCCCCUCGUAUGUACACAGACAGAACUCAAAUACUACCACCCUAGUUAUGAAGGGGCCCUUGAAGACAGAAGCCACUGCUAAGUUGCUGCAGGUGAACAUCUUUGGAGGGAGUGGAGCCCAAGCUUUCCAAAUGAAUUCUAUGCCAGGUGGCAAUCCCUAGCUGACCCAGUGGUCUCUUCCCUAUCACGGAUACUGAGGACUAGUACCCUCAACCUGGGAGAAGCCACAUGGCUCUUUGGUGAUGUUCAGGCUGCUGCUGCAGUGCUAUGCGCAUUUGAUGGAACAUGCACUUACAUGAUGCAUUGGUUUUGUAACAAGCUGGAUGUGUUUGC
Molecule: messenger RNA, 1925 nt
Organism: Eublepharis macularius
Lineage: Eukaryota; Metazoa; Chordata; Lepidosauria; Squamata; Eublepharidae
Gene: TLCD2
Product: TLC domain containing 2
Exons: 4
Coding region: 1-705 (234 amino acids)
Biological process (GO): plasma membrane organization; phospholipid homeostasis; regulation of membrane lipid distribution
Cellular component (GO): plasma membrane
Source: RefSeq, a predicted model, not a curated record